GUGUCUCUCUGUAACACCCACCCAUGACCUGUGGCAGGGGCCUGGCCCCGGGUCUGCCCUGCCAAGUGGCAAGUGCUGACUACUAGGGAAACCUGCCUCCUCCCCAUCCCACAGGGGUGCCAGCUGUGGGGACCUAAGGGGUGACAGCCCCAGGUGGGAAAAGAUGCGGCUGACGCCUCGGUGUCUAGUGUCUGCCCUGUGCCUGGUGUCCUGCAAAGAGUCCCUAGGGUGUGACUAACUGAGACACGUUGCAGGAAAAAAUAAGCCAAAUCCCAUCCAGCGCCAUCGCACGGAGGGUCUGGUACAGAAGAUGAAAAGGUUAAUUUUAAGGAUGUUAAAAAGCAGACUUCCUGCUUCCUAAUGUCAGGAGAAAGUGAUUGUACCCGAACAAGCCCAUCCGUGGGGUCUCCAUCAGAUAAUGAAUUCCUGCCAGAUCAGCCAAAGUAUGUGUGCUCACUAUCUCCUGACCUUAUUGCAAAGGCUCGUGAAGAACUGCAGGAAAAACCUGAAUGGAGGCUUCGUGAUGUGCAAGCCCUCCGAGACAUGGUGUGUAAGGAUUACCCUACCCUGGGCACAUGUCUGGAUGAUGCUUUUUUGCUAAGGUUCCUUAGAGCCAGGAAAUUUGAUUAUGACCGAGCGCUUCAGCUUCUGGUGAACUAUCACAGCUGCAGGAGGAGCUGGCCUGAGGUCUUCAAUAACUUGAAACCAUCUGCAGUUAAGGCUGUCUUAGAAUCUGGCUUUGUCACUGUAUUGCCUCACUUGGACACUGAGGGACGCCACAUUGUCUGCAUUCGUCCAGACAGGUGGACACCAAGUAAUUAUCCAAUUACUGAGAACAUUCGUGCCAUAUACUUAACAUUAGAAAAACUCAUUCAGUCUGAAGAGACACAGGUGAAUGGAAUUGUAAUCCUUGCAGACUACAAAGGAGUCAGCUUAUCUAAGGCAUCUCAUUUUGGUCCUUUUGUAGCCAAAAAAGUGAUUGGAAUUCUUCAGGAUGGUUUUCCAGUUAGAAUAAAGGCUGUCAAUAUUAUAAAUGAGCCUCGCAUAUUCAAAGGAAUUUUUGCCAUCAUCAAGCCUUUCCUGAAGGAAAAGAUAGCAAACCGGUUUUUUCUUCAUGGCUCUGAUUUGAAUUCUCUACAUCAAAACCUUCCACAGAGGAUCCUUCCUGAAGAAUAUGGUGGCACAUCAGGGAAACUGGAUAUCACUUUCUGGAACGAGUUGUUGCUUGCCUCCGAAGAGGAUUUUCUACAUGACUUUUCUCAGCUUGUUCUCCCAGGUGACAACUUACCCUCUGAAGCUCUAGUAAGUGGGGAUGCUGAGGAGAAGCAGAGUGAAGAGCCACUGCGAGGCAUGAAACCUCAACUCUACUACUGUUAUUAACAAAAGUUAAAGGAAGCUUCCUUGCAGUCAAUCUAGAUGCCCUCUCCUGUUCUGAAAGGAAUAAUACAAUGGGAUUACGAACUCUUCCUUACUCCUAAACCUCCAGUUUGUGAGUAAUAGACUGCUGAGGUGUUUUACGCUAUGGAACCAAAACAAGUUAAAGGCAGAGUUUUCUUUGGAAUCUAGACAGGAUGUACAAUUCCCAAGAGCCCUCAAGUGUUAAGGAUUGUUAAUCUCCGUGUGAGAUACAGUCUAGCAAAUUCCUCUUAAUAGUAGUGAGAGGAAAAUAUCUCAUAAGAGUGAGUCUGACAGUGUCUUUGUCCAGGUAAGUGACAGAAAAGACGUUAGCAACCACAGCAAAAUAGCAUCAGCACUGCACCCUGCAAAGUGAUGCUGUCAGUGGAGAGUGUCAAAUGUAUAAUUCACAGUCCUGGACCUAAUACUUGGUCUUGUCUGUAUACUAGCAUGUUCCAGAAUUAUUGGAAUGAGUACUGAAGAUUCUCCCUGAUAUUUUGCACUCUGCAUGUGUGGAAUUCCUAACAGAUUUGCCCUUUGGAUUUGAAAGGAGAAAAUUACCAUAAUUUUGUAAACAUUGUGACUAGUUAUUCCAGACUCUAGUGUAUAUUCAAAUACAAAUUCCACUUCCAGAAAACUGAGGCUUUCAGAUCAUGUGUUGCUUAGCUUUUUUCCAAUGAAAUGCAACUUUGAGUAUCAGCAGCAGUCUAGGACUAGCUGAGAAGAAGUGAGGUCAUUCACUCACAUUCAACAUGUCCCAGAUAUAAUCAGUUGUUCUUUCCUUCAGCUGAUCACUUUGAUGCCCUGCCUUACUUUUCAACCUCCCUAAGUAAUUUAAAUAGAAUUUAUGUGGAAAGAUUUUGUAGCAGGUAGCAUCUAUUGAAGGCAAUAUUAAGUAAGGGUAUGUCUACACUACCCUCCUAAUUCGAACUAGGAGGGUAAUGUAGGCA
Pelodiscus sinensis (Chinese soft-shelled turtle) is the source of this 2345-nucleotide messenger RNA. RefSeq names its product alpha tocopherol transfer protein like (gene TTPAL). Gene Ontology annotation, cellular component: membrane. NCBI's taxonomy places the organism in Eukaryota, Metazoa, Chordata, Testudines, Trionychidae. The record is from RefSeq and is a predicted model, not a curated record. Gene Ontology annotation, molecular function: phosphatidylinositol bisphosphate binding.